This is a messenger RNA of Cavia porcellus (domestic guinea pig), 6592 nucleotides long. It is a transcript of the gene Nfatc3, whose product is annotated as nuclear factor of activated T cells 3. NCBI's taxonomy places the organism in Eukaryota, Metazoa, Chordata, Mammalia, Rodentia, Caviidae. Gene Ontology annotation, molecular function: DNA-binding transcription factor activity, RNA polymerase II-specific; transcription factor binding; RNA polymerase II cis-regulatory region sequence-specific DNA binding. Bases 329 to 3772 code for a protein of 1147 amino acids. Gene Ontology annotation, biological process: cytokine production; calcineurin-NFAT signaling cascade; regulation of transcription by RNA polymerase II. The record is from RefSeq and is a predicted model, not a curated record. The transcript has 12 exons. Gene Ontology annotation, cellular component: transcription regulator complex.
GCGCGCUGGUGGUAGUGGUGGUGGCGGCGGCGGCGGCGACUGGGGGGGGGCGGGGAUCCUGGAUUAAGACGACGGUAGCUGCCUAGGCACCAGCGACUGGUGGUAGUAGUGGCUGCUGUGCGGCUCGGCCUACGGCCAACUUUUUAGAUUGGAACGGAACGGAACGGAACGCUCGGCGCCACGGGCCCCGCCCGGAAAGUUUGCGGAGGAGCCACGACCUCUUGGCCGGCGCGGCCCGGCAUGAAGCGGCGCUGAGGAACUGCCGCCGCCGCCGCCGCCGCCGCCGCCACUUGAGCAGGAGCGAGCUGCAGUACCCCGGACCACGCCGAUGACUACUGCAAACUGUGGCGCCCACGACGAGCUCGACUUUAAACUCGUCUUCGGCGAGGACGGGGCGCCGGCGCCGCCGCCCCCGGGCUCGCGGCCUGCAGAUCUUGAACCAGAUGGUUGUGCAUCCAUUUACAUCCUUAAUGUAGAUCCACCUCCAUCUACUUUAAAUUCACCACUUUGCUUGCCACAUCAUGGAUUACCGUCUCACUCUUCUGUUUUGUCACCAUCGUUUCAGCUCCAAGGUCACAAAAACUAUGAAGGAACUGGUGAUGUUCCUGAAUCUAAAUAUAGCCCAUUAGGUGGUCCCAAACCCUUCGAGUGCCCAAGUAUUCAAAUUACAUCUAUUUCACCUAACUGUCAUCAAGAAACAGAUGCACAUGAAGAUGACAUACAUAUAACUGAUCCAGAAGGGGAAUAUUUGGAGAGGCCUUCUAGAGAUCAUCUCUAUCUUCCUCUUGAGCCAUCCUACCGGGAUUCUUCCCUUAGUCCUAGUCCUGCCAGCAGCAUCUCUUCUAGGAGCUGGUUUUCAGAUGCAUCUUCUUGUGAAUCUCUUUCACACAUUUAUGAUGAUGUGGACUCAGAGUUGAAUGAAGCUGCUGCCCGAUUUACUCUUGGAUCCCCUUUGACUUCUCCAGGUGGCUCACCAGGGGGCUGCCCUGGAGAAGAGUCCUGGCAUCAACAGUAUGGACUUGGGCAUUCCUUAUCACCCAGGCAAUCUCCUUGCCACUCUCCUAGAUCUAGUAUCACUGAUGAGAAUUGGCUGAGCCCUAGGCCAGCCUCAGGUCCUUCAUCAAGGCCUACUUCCCCCUGUGGGAAACGGCGGCACUCCAGUGCUGAAGUUUGUUAUGCUGGGUCCCUUUCACCCCAUCAUUCACCUGUUCCUUCUCCUGGUCACUCCCCUAGGGUAAGUGUAACAGAAGAUACCUGGCUUGGUGUUUCUGUCCACAGUGGAUCUGGCCUUGGUCCUGUAGUUUUUCCCUUUCAGUACUGUGUAGAAACUGAUAUCCCUCUGAAAACAAGGAAGACAUCUGAAGAUCAAGCUGCCAUACUACCAGGAAAAUUAGAACUCUGUUCAGAUGAUCAAGGGAGUGUAUCACCAUCCCGGGAGACUUCAGUAGAUGAUGGCCUUGGAUCUCAGUAUCCUUUAAAGAAAGAUUCAUCUGGUGACCAAUUUCUUUCAGUUCCUUCACCUUUUACCUGGAACAAACCAAAGCCUGGCCACACUCCAAUAUUUCGCACAUCUUCAUUACCUCCAUUAGACUGGCCUUUACCAACUCAUUAUGGACAAUGUGAACUGAAAAUAGAAGUACAACCUAAAACGCAUCAUCGAGCCCAUUAUGAAACUGAAGGUAGCCGAGGGGCAGUAAAAGCAUCUACUGGGGGCCAUCCUGUUGUGAAGCUCCUGGGCUAUAGUGAAAAGCCGAUAAAUCUACAGAUGUUUAUUGGAACAGCAGAUGAUCGAUAUUUACGACCUCAUGCAUUUUACCAGGUGCAUCGAAUCACUGGAAAGACAGUUGCUACUGCAAGCCAAGAAAUAAUAAUUGCCAGCACAAAAGUUCUAGAAAUUCCACUUCUUCCUGAAAAUAAUAUGUCAGCCAGUAUUGACUGUGCAGGUAUUUUGAAACUCCGCAAUUCAGAUAUAGAACUUCGAAAAGGAGAAACUGAUAUUGGCAGAAAAAAUACUAGAGUACGACUUGUAUUUCGUGUACACAUCCCACAGCCCAGUGGAAAAGUUCUUUCUCUGCAGAUAGCUUCUAUACCUGUUGAGUGCUCCCAGCGAUCUGCUCAAGAACUUCCUCAUAUUGAGAAGUAUAGUAUCAGCAGCUGUCCUGUAAAUGGAGGCCAUGAAAUGAUUGUGACUGGGUCUAAUUUUCUUCCAGAAUCCAAAAUCAUUUUUCUUGAAAAAGGACAAGAUGGACGACCUCAAUGGGAAGUAGAAGGGAAAAUAAUCAAAGAAAAAUGCCAAGGGGCUCACAUUGUCCUUGAAGUUCCUCCCUAUCAUAACCCAGCAGUUACAGCUGCAGUGCAGGUGCACUUUUAUCUUUGCAAUGGCAAGAGGAAAAAAAGCCAGUCUCAACGUUUUACUUACACACCAGUUUUGAUGAAGCAAGAACACAGAGAAGAAAUUGAUUUGUCUUCAGUUCCACCUUUACCUGUGCCUCAUUCUGCCCAGACCCAGAGAUCUUCCUCAGAUCCAGGGCUCCCACAUGACAAUGUACCACUGUCAGCACAGAGAAGCUUGGUUUUUCCUGUCCAGCAACCAUAUGCAUCCAUGGUAACCUCAUCCCAUUUACCACAGUUGCAGUGUAGGGAUGAGGGUACUGGUAAAGAACAACAUAUGGCACCUUCAGUAGUCCACCAGCCUUUUCAAGUUAUACCAACCUCUCCUGUGGGGUCUUCCUAUCAGCCUAUGCAAAGUAAUGUUGUAUAUAAUGGACCAACUUGUCUUCCUGUUAAUGCUGCCUCUAGUCAAGAAUUUGAUCCAGUUUUAUUUCAACAGGAUACAGCUCUUCCUAGUUUAGUAAAUCUUGGUUGUCAACCACUGUCAUCCAUCCCAUUUCAUUCUUCAAAUUCAGGCUCAGCAGGACAUCUCUUAGCACAUACACCUCAUUCUGUGCAAACCUCACCUAAUCUGCAAUUGAUGGGAUAUCAUUGUUCAAACACAGGACCGAGAUCUCUCUCUUCUCCAUUGUCCGACCAGGUCGGGGGUCAGCUUUCUCCUCAGUUGCAACUUAUUACAUAUAGUCCUUCACAUUCAGGGUCUGCUGCCACGGUAUCCCAAACAGCCUCACAUCCAUUGGCUAGUUCACCACUUUCUGGGCCACCAUCCCCUCAGCUACAGUCUAUGCCUUACCAAUCUCCUAGCUCAGGAACUGCUUCAUCACCAUCUCUAGCUACCAGAAUGCAUUCUGGACAGCACUCAACUCAAGCACAAAGUACAGACCAAGGAGGUCUUUCUGCAUCUUCAUCCUUAAUAUGUCACAGUUUGUGUGAUCCGGCAUCAUUUCCCCCUGAUGGGGCAACUGUGAGCAUUAAACCUGAACCUGAAGAUCAGGAACCUAACUUUGCAACCAUUGGUCUACAGGACAUCACUUUAGAUGAUGUGAUGUUGUCUUCUUUGACACAGACCAGUUUAUGUCUGACUUGGAACACCAGCCAUCAGGUUCAGCAGAAAACUGGCCUACCCACAGUGAUCUCUCAUGUCCAGCUCCUUUCUGGAGAAUCUAGAGGUUUUUGCUCAUAUAAGAGACCACAAACAAACCAGGCUUGGUGGUGCAAGCCUGUAAUCUCAGUACUCGGGAGGCCAAGAAAGGAGGAUUUCCAGGAGUUUAAGGCCAGGCUGGCCUACAAAGCAAGUUCAAGUCCAAGCAAGACUACCAGUGAACGAGAUAAUUGGGAGAGAUAUGUCCCAGGUUUCUGUUUCCCAAGGCCCAAGGAUUAGCAGAGAAGCUCCUCACCUGGGUCCUGAGUCCCUGGAUUGAGGAAGAUCUGACCGGCUCUGACAGUGCUUACUGCAGCCUUGUGUUCACCAACUUCUCAGCAUGUUUCUCAUUUGGACCUCGAGUUUCCAACUCUUUUCACCUUCAGGACUGGUGCCAAGGGUUGGACUCAGCAUUUGUAGAGAGUGGCAUUCCUCCACCUCUGGCCUUGGUUAGAUUUUGUAAAAGAAUCAGAGCAGCAUGGGCUGUGGAAAAAUGAGCUUUGCAUUUUUUAUAUUUAAAUAGGAUACUUUUAUAUGAUGGGUGCUUUGAGUGUGAAUGCAGCAAGCUUUCCUUUUCAGAGCUGCUGCUUUUGCAGAUGACUUGGUUGUGUAGCUGGGAUUGGUGAUUUGUAUUUUCUGGUCAUUUGAAGGGCCCUUUAGUUUUGAUACUUUAAAAAUAGGAACUUUUGAUAAAACCUUCCAGAGGUAAAUGGGAAAAAAAAUUAUCCUAAGCCCAUUACUAUGCCUCAGAAACUCAGCAUGUGUCCUGAAGCCAUAGAUAGAUUCAUAGGAAAGAAAGCCAAAUGUAGCUCAUACUCUUUAUAAAUUGUUGGGGCUGGGGAUUUAGCUCAGCGGCAUAAGCGUCUGCCUUGCAAGUAUGCAGUCGUGAGUUUGAUCCCCGGUACCAAUAAAAAAGAAAAAGACAAAAAAAAAAAGUAAAUUGUUGCUAGAUAAAAUGACAAGAGACCAUUCCAUCAUUGAAGUGUUGGAAUAUAAAGACAUUCCAGAGCAUAGCCAUUUUAUAACUUUCUAGGUCUUCUUCCUGCAGUCUCUCCUUACUGGCUCCAUAUUGAAACUGCUUUUUUUCCUUCAGGAUUAUAGGUAAAAUGGCUACUUGCAAGGUGACUUUGAAAGCAGUCACCACGCAGUUUUAGCUUGGAAACUUCCAUGUUUUUACCAUCCUAAAAACUAGUGCUCUUUCUAUUUGUGUUAUCUGGCCCCAGAUACUUUUCCAAGUGGGAACAUCUGCCUUUGCAGGUUCUGUUACCUUUGAAGCCAGCCUCCUGAUGGCUCAGUUAUAACAGUUGCAGUUGUAACUAUUCUAGAGGCCAACCUAGCUGUGUCAGGAGCUAAACACAAAUGAGCUAUGCAUCAGGAUGGGCAGAGAAAAUGCAGAAUGCCAGAUGGGAAAGCAUAUCUCCCAUUCUGUUUACAGCUUGAAAUCAUUCUGGCCUACCCUGUCCCAUGUGGAUGACCUGAAAACCAGCCUUUUCAGAAGACAUUGAGGCAUGUCUAAAAUGAGGUGGCAUCAUAGACAUUACCCUCCACACCAAAGAUGCCCUGGUGCUGCUGCUGACUGGCAUCCAAGGCAGGGGCCAGCAGAAACUCCAGUCUGCUAUCUACCAAAGGAGGUGCCCAGGUUGGGCACUUUUUCCAAAUCCUGCCCUUAAGCCUGCCUCCAGUGGGAUUUGUUACUCAUCUCCAGGCCUAUUUCAAAAGCCCUGACAUUUGUAGUACACAUUUUUAAAUGAAAUAAUAUACUUUAUUCAAAAAGCAAAUUUUUUGAGUGCCUACACCUGAGACAGUGUGUUGGGCUGGUUGAAGACUUGAUGGAUUGUAGCCCUGGGUACCAGGACAUUCUUUACUGAGGUCAAGUCAGGCCUGAGCAAAGAGCUGGUAUGUUAGUCACCACCUCUAAUCAGCCAGGUAGGAGCUGCUGAUCCUGUGUGAAGUAUGGCCUUUUUUUUUUUUUUUUUUUAAGCCAUUUUAAAUUUCUCCCAUAAAAAUAGAGAACAGUGUCUUAUCAUUCAACAAAUCACUAUGGCCUCUCUUAAAGAUGUGUUUUAAAUUUUCUUUGGAAGUGGAUUAUGUAUCUGAAUGUGGAUAGUCAGAUUUGCGUCAAGGCCUUGGUUGGAAGUCCACAGCUUCCUUUGGAAAGGUAGGAGGUUGGCCUCUCAGGUAAAGUUCCAGAGACAUGGCCAGAAUUGCUUCUAUCCUCUUGUCCCUGGGGUAGCUGCCUCACAUAGGGUCUUGCAAAACCCUCUAGGGGCUACUUUGCUGCCCUCAAGAAUAAAAGCCUCUAUGAUCCAGAGUUGCUAUGCACCAAAUUUUGAUGCCUUUUAAAUACCUUGAUGCCUGUAGCACUAGAAAUGCUUUCCUAUUUAAAAUAAAAGUUAAAUUUUAAAAUAGAGCUUUGUAUACUAUGUAAGCAGUUUUAUAUUAGCUUUGUAAAAGCUUUCAUGUAAGAGUCAAUAUUUUUUGGCUUUGUAGAUAAAAAGUUAAAUUUUUGUGCAACAGAGUGGUAUUAAAGCACACAUUCAUUGGACUAUGCAAAUUGAUUUCUAGUAGCAGCACAGCAAUUGGGCAUAUAGUAGCACACACCCUUCCCUCUCAGACCUGUGCUAUAUGGGAAAUGGAACAAGCAGCCUUCUGCUUACUAGAGAUAUACAGAGGAAUAUGGCUGAAAAUAGCUUUAAAAGGAACAGAUGUCGAGUUUGCAUGUGGUACUGCUGCCCAGGGUCCAUCCCACCCCACCCAGGGCCAGCCAUUAUCACCAGACCUCUGCUGGGCCUGGCCAUGAAGCUGUUUGUGACAUUUAGAACAGAUGGUCAUCUUAAAGGCACAAGUUGAAACCUCGUAUUUUAUAAAAUGGAUGUUUAGUAAAGAAACUGGUUUUCAGUUAUGUUUACAGCACUUGAGAUUGUGUUUUCUUGUACAUUUUAUAUUUUAAAACCUUUUAUAGAAGUUCAGUGCUCCUUACACAAAUACAAAAGGAAGAGGCAGCUGUUCAAGCUCCUCGAUUAUACUGCUGAAAUAAUAAACAGUGACAGAUCAACAGUC